AUGGUUGCUAUCAACAUUCAACCCGAAUACGGCUACGUCGUCCUCACUGCCGUCGGCACCUGCUUCCUGGGCACCUGGCAUGGCAUGAGAUGCGGUGGCUUCCGCAAGGCCGCCGGUCUGGGCUACCCUACCCCCUACGCCGACUCUGCGAUGAUGAACGCCGCCUCUGCUGAGCAGAAGCACAAGCUGUACCUUUUCAACUGCGCCCAGCGUGCCCACGGUAACUACCUCGAGAACCACUAUGUUGCCCUUACCGCUCUGCUCGUUGGCGGUCUCCGCUACCCUCUGCUCAGCUCUGCUUUCGGUCUCGUCUGGUCGCUCGGAAGAAUCGUGUACGCUGUUGGAUACACCUCGCCAACCAAGGAGAACGGCAAGGGAAGAUUGGCUGGUGCCUUCUUCUGGCUUGCUCAGCUUGGUCUGCUUGUCAACGCUGGCUUGACUGGCUACAACCUGGCCUUCUAA
This is a messenger RNA of Aureobasidium melanogenum CBS 110374, 462 nucleotides long. RefSeq names its product membrane-associated proteins in eicosanoid and glutathione metabolism. The transcript is spliced from 3 exons. Gene Ontology annotation, molecular function: glutathione transferase activity; glutathione peroxidase activity. Lineage: Eukaryota; Fungi; Ascomycota; Dothideomycetes; Dothideales; Saccotheciaceae. Gene Ontology annotation, cellular component: nuclear envelope; membrane; endoplasmic reticulum. The record is from RefSeq and is a predicted model, not a curated record. The coding region runs from base 1 to 462 and encodes 153 amino acids.